Messenger RNA from Sorghum bicolor (sorghum), 1053 nucleotides. RefSeq names its product fibrous sheath CABYR-binding protein-like. NCBI's taxonomy places the organism in Eukaryota, Viridiplantae, Streptophyta, Magnoliopsida, Poales, Poaceae. The transcript has 4 exons. The annotation marks the transcript as partial. The record is from RefSeq and is a predicted model, not a curated record.
AUGAUGAUCGUGACACUCGUGAUCGGCAUCGCCUACGCCAUAAUCGAAGUGGUAUGGGCGGUCACCGUCGACGUGAGCAAGCGUGUUAUGAUCGUCAAAGAUGAUGGUGAGUGCUCAUCUGCUAGUGAUUUUGAUGAAGAUACACUUGCAUUGCUUGCAGCUGACCAUGCAGAUAGUGAACAACAUUUCGAAGAACAUAUUAAUGCUACUGAAGCAGACCGCUAUAAGAGCCUUAUUGUGCAGCGUAUUGGAGACGUUGACCGGUGCGCGGUGUACAUAUCGCUGGCACCUGGCAUGGAGAAUCCUGCGGGGGUAGACCCGCCGAAAGACGACGCCGCUCGGUGUGCUCGAUACACCAGCAGCGAAGAGGAGCAGAACGAUCCUGCCCCGACCACCGAAGACAGAGUGGCGGGGAAAAGGCCACUGGCGGCAGACCCCUCCCCUGCAGAAGCGCUGCCGGCAGAGAGCAGCCAGGCGCCGAAGCGCCGUCGGCUCGUCUGGAUCACCGACGACAACGAUGAGGAGGAGGAGGCCGCGCCUUCUUUGGUCCGAAGGCCACGCAAUCGUCCGGACGUGGCGCCGGCCACCACUGGUCGGGUGACCAGCGACCCCGCGGCAUCGGACGUCGACCCUGACCACGUUGCUGGCCAGAGGGCGGUCGAGCCUGUAGCUGCCGUUGGGGACGCCGCGCCGCAGACCACGGAGCGGGCUGCGGCAACAACCGCUGCCACGAGCACCGAGGAGCAACCGGCCCCGGCAAGUGCCAUGGCGAGCACCCCGACGAGGAACGAGGAGGCUGCGAGGACACCUCCUCCGCGUAACAUUGUGGAGGAGGAGAGCAGAGCCCCGACUCCUCCACCGGCCGAAGAAAGGGGAGUCCCAACGCCGCCCCGAGCAGGGGCCUCAUCGCCCGUAAGCUCCCCUGGCCUGGACCAGGGGCCAGUGAUGCCCGCGACCACGGUCGGUGGCAGUGCGGCGAACGAGGAGACCCGGGCGGCCUCUGACGAUGACGUGGAGGAGAUCCAAAGUCGUCUCCGUGAUGGCCGCCAGCAC